AAUCAUAUCGAUCUCCACCACCAUUUUCUAAGCACACGCCACAACGUACAGUACUACGUACACAAUCUAAAGGAAAUGGCUUCUUCUUCUUCUUCUUCCUCCUUUUCUUCGACAGCCAUGAUCGCACUCGCUCUGCUUUUGGUGGUUUUCACGGGUAGCUCCUCUGCUCAACUCUCUACAGGUUUUUACUCCAAAAGUUGCCCCAAGGUCUUUUCCACCGUGAAAUCGGCUGUUCAGUCUGCAAUUUCACAAGAACGCCGGUUGGGUGCUUCUCUCCUUCGCCUUCACUUCCACGACUGUUUUGUCAAUGGCUGUGACGGGUCGGUGCUCCUAGAUGACACUUCCUCUUUCACAGGAGAGAAGACAGCAGGUCCCAACAACAGAUCCAUUAGGGGUUUCAGGGUUGUCGAUGAUAUAAAGUCAAAGGUGGAGAAAGUAUGCCCGGGAGUUGUGUCGUGUGCUGAUAUCUUAGCCAUUACUGCUCGUGACUCUGUUGUAACUCUUGGAGGGCCUAGCUGGGAUGUUAAACUUGGAAGAAGAGACUCCAAGACAGCCAGCUUUAAUGAUGCCAAUAGCGGCGUCAUCCCUCCACCCACUUCUACCCUUAGCAACCUCAUCAAUAGAUUCCAAGCCAAAGGUCUCUCUGAGAAAGAUAUGGUUGCCUUAUCUGGAUCCCACACAAUUGGGCAAGCAAGGUGUUUAGUUUUCAGAGAUCGCAUAUAUAACGAGACCAAUAUUGAUAGUUCAUUUGCCAAGUUGAGGCAGGAUCAAUGCCCGAGGAAAACUGGCGGCCGCAAGAAUCUUGCACCUCUAGACCUCCAAACUCCGACUGCUUUUGACAACAACUACUACAAGAACCUCAUCGAGAAAAAGGGUCUUCUUCACUCCGAUCAACAAUUGUACAACGGUGGAUCUACUGAUUCACUGGUUAAAACCUACAGCAACAAUGCUGAGUCCUUCAAUGAAGACUUUGUUGCGGCAAUGAUCAAAAUGGGAGACAUAGAGCCCCUCACCGGAUCGAGUGGCGAGAUUAGGAAGAACUGUAGGAAGGCCAACUAAUUCAGGGUGCAUAAUGAAAUCCUGAAAAAAAUUGAAAAGGAAUUUGUGAGGAUUAUUUCUUUCUCCAUCGAAGAAAAAAUCCAAGUUUGUUAAUUUAUUUUUUUGUCUUGUACUGUGAGAAAAUACUUGUUUGUUUGCUUAUAGUCAAGUUGGAAGUACCGUUUGUUGUGAGUCGUUAUUUGUGGAAAGCUGUAUUGCAAUAAAGAAUAUCCUUUUUGUUC
Messenger RNA from Alnus glutinosa, 1280 nucleotides. Its product is annotated as peroxidase 4-like. The record is from RefSeq and is a predicted model, not a curated record. Lineage: Eukaryota; Viridiplantae; Streptophyta; Magnoliopsida; Fagales; Betulaceae. Gene Ontology annotation, biological process: hydrogen peroxide catabolic process; response to oxidative stress. The transcript has 4 exons. Gene Ontology annotation, molecular function: peroxidase activity; heme binding. The coding region runs from base 76 to 1059 and encodes 327 amino acids.